AUGCGAAUGGGUAUGAGAUUACGCGCCGCUUCCUCUACUCUUAUUUAUAAGAAGUCGCUUAAACUGAGCCGGGCAUCCCUGGCCAAAACCACAGUGGGCCACAUUGUGAACCUAAUGUCUAAUGAUGUCAGUCGAUUUGAUGAGUUUUCAAAAAAUGUCAGCUAUUUACUCUUAGCGCCCAUACAGACAGGAAUCGCCGUAUAUAUCAUAUAUACGGAGCUCAGUUACUAUUGCUUCGUAGGUUUGGCCCUUUUAUUGCUGUUUAUACUGUUUCAGGCAUUUAUGGGCAAACUUUUCUCGAAAGUCAGGAAUGAGGUCCGUGGCAUACAAAGGGCCCAUUUUCUAAAUGCUAUCAAUUUGUCGGUAUACUUGGCGGCCCCCCGUAUAAUACUGUUCGCGUGUUUUAUGGCAUACGUGUUAAACGGGAACCUAUUGACCGCAAAAGCGGUGUUCAUCACAAUGGCUCUGUUCAACACUCUUAGGACUACUUUGAUGAUACUGUUUCCCUACGCCAUCGCCCAAUGGGCUGAACUGACGGUGUCGUGCUCUCGCAUCCAGACAUUCUUGGAAUUGGGGGAAAUAGAGCCUAAAACAUAUAACACUAAAGGUUUUGGUGAUUUAGCUGCCUUUUCCAAAACAAAUACCAAACCAAAAGUUAUUGUCAAUAAUAUAUCCGCCAAAUGGAGUGAAGGCAGUCCUUAUGCAACCAUUCAAAACAUUUCAUUCAAUAUAAAACCUGGGGAUCUAUUAGCGGUGAUUGGACCGGUAGGUUCGGGAAAGAGUUCACUAAUCAUGUCUUUACUUAAUGAGCUACCGGUGCUCGAGGGAAGUAUACAAACAGUGGGCACCAUUAGCUAUGCCUCUCAGGAGGCCUGGAGUUUAAAUAAUAGCGUCAGAAAUAACAUACUGUUUGGAAGUGAAUACGAUGAGCACCGGUAUAGACGGGUAGUCCAUGUUUGUGCUCUGGAAAGGGAUCUCCAGAUAUUCCCCUUCGGAGACAAGACAUUAGUCGGAGAGAAAGGGGUUUCAUUAUCGGGUGGACAGAAGGCUAGGAUCACUUUGGCCCGGUAUGGCAUUUACGGCACCGGUAGUCUAUACGACAAUCCUAUUGACUAA
Messenger RNA from Oppiella nova, 1116 nucleotides. The record is from the annotation of a GenBank genome assembly. Lineage: Eukaryota; Metazoa; Arthropoda; Arachnida; Sarcoptiformes; Oppiidae.